AUGCCUGGGCAGUACGAACGCAUCUACUCGUAUCAAACUACAAGAGCUGCAACUGGACGCAACCAGGCCAUCGUUCGUCUUAUCGCUCUUCUAUCGUUCGUCGCUGUCUCGUCGGUUAUCUUGUUCUCCCUGACCGACUUCGUCUACUGGAGCCAGAGUCGAUCUCAAAUCCACGUCCUCGAGUCAAUUUCAAAUUCUGCACAGGCUGCUACGUCACACGCCUCUUCCACCACGAUGGAUGCGACCUCGAGUUCUGCCAGCGAUAGCAGGCCCGGGCAAAGCUUGGACGCUUUCCUACUGCAAGCUAAGCAAGAUACGUUCACCCAUCUCAAGCCAGGCUCCAGCUCGCAAGCCACACUCACCAUUAUCAUGGGCAACGAGGCAGGCGAUCUGGAUUCGGCCGCUUGCGCUAUUGGCUUGAGUUACCUUCUGUCGCGAUUCGGAUCUCCUUCUGGCUACGACCUGCCACCAUCAACUUAUGUACCCUUGAUACAGAGCAUGCACACCGACGAUGUGCUUCGUCCCGAGAACACAGCUGCUUUCCGCGCAGCAGGAAUAAUGCCCGACCACGUCUUCUGCCUUGAUGAUCUGCAAAAGACGCUAGCACUCGAACUCGAUUCGGAUGUAUUUGCACCAUCAGCAAACGUAGCUAUCGGGCUGGUCGAUCACCCGUCCCUCACCGGGCCAUGGGGAGGAGCUAGGGCAGCCAACAGGCAAGUCUCCAUCGUGAUCGACCACCACGAAGACGUCGGCGAUCACCCCGAUGCGGCAUUGAGGAUUAUCAAGUCGCCAUCAAAGGAUCCUGUAGGAAGCUGCAGCAGCUUGGUGGCUGAGUUGUUCGCCGACCGAUUUGCAACCGCCUCGACGCCCGAUCUAGGCUUGCGCGAGGUGGCUGAUCUCUUGAUCAGCGCAAUCAUCAUUGACACAGACAACCUCCGUGGCGCACCACGUGGUAAGGCGACUGAAACCGACUUUGACGCCAUCAAGACGCUCUUGCCCGCCUCGUCGUUUGGCAAUCCACACUCUGCAGACAAGAUUCGCGAAACUGCUUUGUCGUAUUCGCCGCUCAACAGCACCUGGCAAGUGGCGUCGGUGCAGCCGAUUGAGUCUAUCAGCCCGUCGACCGAGAUCGACUCGGCAACGCACAGCGCCAAGAUCAUCCUCGCGCCGUUUUGGCAAAUCCUCUCUGGCUCAAAACAGGCUGUAUCUCAUCUCAGCGGUCGAGAUCUGCUGCGUCGCGAUUACAAGGAACUCGAUUUUACCAGCCCGGAAGCUUCCGAUCCGGCCCAGGCCGAUGUGACGCUCAAGCUCGGCUUCGCCUCUGUGCCCAUCAGCAUCGUCGAAUGGCUGCACAAGGACCGGCCCGCACGCCAAUUGGCUGAUGCAGCAGACCCCAAAUUGGAAGUCAAACAAGCAUGGGCAGCAUGGUGGAAGACGUUGGAUGACUUUAUGUCUGAACGCAAGAUCGAUAUUGCCGUCAUGACGGGUUCCUUCCGUGUGCCCGAUGGCCAAGUCGAUGCGGGCAAGCACAAGCGAGAGCUCGUGCUGGCCUUUGCACCGCGCACCAUGUCACCCAGCAAAGCCUCGAUCCUAUGGGAAGAACUGAGAAAGGGACUCGAAACAGAUGCCCAUGUAGCGUCCGACCAAGUGGAGCGAAGGCUCAUGCUCGAAGAGCCGUGGAAAGGCCAACGGUUGCCCGAGAGCGCCGGUGGGAAAAAGGAACGUGUCAAGGGUGUCGACAGCGACGGCAAACGCGAACACGCUAGUACACAGGACCAGCCGAGAUGGGCCAAAGUGUACAAGCAGGCCAACACGAGAGCUAACCGUAAGAUCGUGUUGCCCGCUGUGACGACGAUCCUCAAGGCAGCUGUGAAGAAGUUGUAG
Messenger RNA from Mycosarcoma maydis (corn smut), 1884 nucleotides. RefSeq lists its product as uncharacterized. Gene Ontology annotation, molecular function: exopolyphosphatase activity. Gene Ontology annotation, cellular component: cytoplasm. The coding region runs from base 1 to 1884 and encodes 627 amino acids. The transcript has a single exon. NCBI's taxonomy places the organism in Eukaryota, Fungi, Basidiomycota, Ustilaginomycetes, Ustilaginales. The record is from RefSeq and is a predicted model, not a curated record.